Molecule: messenger RNA, 1230 nt
Organism: Asparagus officinalis (garden asparagus)
Lineage: Eukaryota; Viridiplantae; Streptophyta; Magnoliopsida; Asparagales; Asparagaceae
Product: expansin-A11-like
Exons: 3
Coding region: 184-960 (258 amino acids)
Biological process (GO): plant-type cell wall organization
Cellular component (GO): extracellular region
Source: RefSeq, a predicted model, not a curated record
CCGCAAGUUAAGGGGAUUGGUCGAAGCAAUCAUGUGCACAGGCUUUACACCCCUCGUGGCCUCAUCCAGCUGACUCUUUAUUUAAGUACCACACUUAGGAGGCCUGCAUUCAUUAACCAACUCCCAUCUAAGUUAACCUGCAAAUUUGAGGAGAAAAGAGUACCAAGAAGAUCGAAGCGAGGAAUGAUGAGUCUAGCAAUAUUCUUCAACAUCUUCACCUUGAUGGCAACGAGCUACAUUUUUCUGGCCGUCGAGGGUUUCUGGCCGUCUGGAUGGACCAAGGCCACCGCAACGUUCUAUGGCGGAAGUGAUGCCUCCGGAACUAUGGGUGGGGCUUGUGGAUAUGGAAAUCUGUAUUCAUCUGGAUAUGGAACAAGGACUGCAGCCCUGAGCACCGCUCUGUUCAACGACGGAGCUGCUUGCGGCCAAUGUUACAAGAUCAUCUGUGAUUACAGGGCAGAUCCCAAAUGGUGCAUCAGGGGCACCUCCGUGAGAAUCACGGCGACCAACUUUUGCCCACCAAAUUUUGCGCUACCUAGCAAUAAUGGUGGUUGGUGCAACCCCCCUCGCCAGCAUUUUGACAUGGCACAACCUGCGUGGGAGAAGAUCGGCAUAUAUCGUGGGGGAAUUGUGCCUGUAAUGUAUCAAAGGGUUCCAUGCAAGAAGCACGGUGGCGUGAGGUUCACUAUCAACGGACGUGAGUACUUUGAGCUUGUCCUCGUAACGAAUGUGGGGGGCAGCGGAUCAGUCCAGUCCAUGGACAUCAAAGGAUCAAGCACUGGCUGGAUGUCGAUGUCGAGAAACUGGGGAGCGAAUUGGCAAUCAAACGCUCAUCUUAACGGUCAAUCUUUAUCGUUCCGCGUCACCACUGGCGACGGAGAAACCCAAGUUUUCCCUGACAUCGUUCCGUCGAAUUGGGGAUUUGGCCAGACAUUCUCGAGCCGUCUGCAGUUCUCUUGAGUUGGUUUCGAGGAAGAUUGUUAAUUUGAGGUUGGCAGAGGUGAGCUAACAUUUUUUUGACUAGAGUUACCCGCCAAUAUAACGAAUUGAAGUCAUCAUCCUUUGAAGAGGAGGAGCGCAAUUGAUUUCCAUCAAGAAAUAAGCUGCACAUGUUGUUAUAUAUGUUUGCGCAACUCUUACGUAUCACAUUAAUUGUAAUUGUAUAUCGAUCUGUUGAAGUGUAAUCAUACUAUGAAGACUUAUAACGAGAUCUUUGUGGGUGUUCUAUCA